ACUCAAACGAAAAAGAAAAAGCAUGAGUGGGGUGGAUUGAAUUGAACUUACUUUGACUUGUUCAUGCAUUUAUUAGUUGAACUUCCUAAGCUUAAGUUUCCGAUUCCAUCUUACCCUUCUACCACCGCCAUUCUAGUACCUUCAUGCACGCAUAUAAAUAACUACACAUAUUUUAUCAACAUUUGUGCACAUCUUGCAUUCUUCUCAAUUUCUUUUUUUUUUUUUUCCAGCACGACCAAAACACCUUUUUCUCAUACCGACUUUUGAAGAAGCAAGGAGGAAUAUAUUCACAGAAAUCAUGGUGGAGAUUCACGAAGAAAUCAACCCCUUCGAUGAAGAAGAAAAUGAAGAGGAAGAAAUCGACUACGACCAGCUUAAGAAGCGCAUGUGGAAGGAUCGGAUCCUGCUGCAGAAGCUAAAGGGAAAACGCCCCAAAGAAGAGCCAGACCAAGAAGCAAAACAAGAAGCAUCUAGGCGGAAGAAGAUGUCAAGAGCACAAGAUUCAAUCCUCAAGUACAUGGUGAAGAUAAUGGAAGUUUGCAAUGCUCAAGGUUUUGUGUAUGGAAUUGUCCCCGAGAAGGGUAAGCCAGUGACCGGUUCUUCUGACAGCUUGCGUGAGUGGUGGAAAGAAAAAGUCAAAUUUGAUCAGAAUGCUCCAACUGCCAUUGAGAAAUACAUGCCACUCCUUGAGACGAAUGAGUUGGAUCCGUCUUCCUAUAUACACCUCCUUAAUGACUUGCAAGACACUACUUUGAGUUCACUUCUUUCUGCUCUCAUGCAACAUUGCAUGCCACCCCAAAGAAGGUUCCCUCUUGAGAGAGGCUUGGCUCCACCUUGGUGGCCCACAGGGACAGAAAGUUGGUGGGGUCAACAAGGCCUUCUGGCCCAAGAACAUGGCCCACCUCCCUACAAGAAGCCCCAUGACCUCAAGAAGGCUUGGAAAGUCUCUCUCUUGGCUGCAGUCAUCAAACACAUGUCUCCUGAUGUGGACAAACUUAAAAGGUUGGUGACUCAGUCCAAGACUUUGCAAGAUAAGAUGACAGCCAAGGACACAGCAACUUGGUCCAAGGUUAUGAACCAAGAAGAAGCUUUGCUACAACUUACCAAUAAGUGCCUCAAGAUAUCUCCAUCUGAUGAAGAUGAGAGCGAGCGUGAAAGCUCUACUGGUACUUCACAUGAAGGGAGUUGUGUAGUUGAGUUGAAUGAUGGCCCCAAUUUAGGCGGCAGCAAUGAGAAAAGGAAGAGUGUGUUUGACUUAGAUGCCGCUUUUGAUAAGCUAUAUGCUUGUCAAUACUCUCAGUGUCCACAAAGUGAAUUGGAUAUGGGAUUUCCUGACAAAAACUCAAGGAUGAACCAUGAAUCCCUUUGUGCUUACCGCAAUAACCAAAGUCCUUUUCUCCUUCAUGAUCAUCCUAACAAUGAAACACAACUUCCAAGUGUGGACGAUUGGAUGAACAUGGUAGCAAGAGGUAAUCAGAAUGAGAACAACAUUGUUGGGUAUCUGAAUGAUCAGUUGAGAGAGAUUGCAGGAAAGACACCCGAAGAUUAUGGAGGCUUAUGGCUAAAUGCCCUUGAAGAUCUCGAGUUUCAAGCUGCACUGGAUCAGAUGGAAAUAGACUUGAAUCAUAAUCAUGAGCAAGAUACCCUACAAGGCCAAGAACUAACCUCAAUUUGGGACUUAACUUACAAAUAAGCUCCUCGCUUCUUCCUUUUGGAUCGUUCACUGCUAUAUAUGUUGGUACUAAUUAAUUAGAGAUCAAUGACUAAUUAAAUAUUAAUUAAUAAGGCACGGUCUCCUAAUGUA
This is a messenger RNA of Cajanus cajan (pigeon pea), 1804 nucleotides long. Its product is annotated as putative ETHYLENE INSENSITIVE 3-like 4 protein. The record is from RefSeq and is a predicted model, not a curated record. NCBI's taxonomy places the organism in Eukaryota, Viridiplantae, Streptophyta, Magnoliopsida, Fabales, Fabaceae. Gene Ontology annotation, molecular function: DNA-binding transcription factor activity; DNA binding. Gene Ontology annotation, cellular component: nucleus.